CCGGGUACCGCUCGCCGCCGCCGCCCACGUGCGCGCUGCUCCAGCGGAGCGCGUCUUCCGUGCCGGCGGCAUUUUCUGGUUUUCUGACUCUCAUCUUUCUUUCUUUUGACUUUUUGCAUAUGGGAAAAAGUUGAGCCGAAAGUGUCCACCAAUUGCCACGUCCCCAUUAUCCUCCUUUCCCGCCCCACUGUUUUUGUUUUUUUAAAGCAGUGUCAACGGUUUUUUUUUUUUAAAGUGUCUAUUUUGUUUUACGAUCGAUAGUUUCCCGGCGGUUGCUGAUCCGCGGAGUGGCGUGGACCUCAUGUAGAAAUAACAGCAAUGGAAGGGGCCAGCGGGUCGAGUUUUGGAAUAGACACGAUUUUGUCCGGUGCCGGUUCCAGCAGCCCCGGCAUGAUGAACGGAGAUUUCCGCCCUCUUGGCGAAGCUAGGACCACGGAUUUUAGGAGCCAGGCCACCCCGUCACCCUGUUCGGAGAUUGAUACCGUGGGAACGGCGCCCUCUUCUCCGAUCUCGGUCACCUUGGAGCCCCCGGAGCCGCACCUCGUGACAGACGGGCCCCAGCUUCACCAUCACCUCCACCACGGCCAGCAGCCGCCGCCGCCGCCGCCGCCGCCAGCCGCAGCUCCCGCGCAAAGUUUGCAGGCUUCGCCCCAACAGCAGCCGCCGCCGCCGCCGCAGCCACAGUCCGCGGCCCAGCAGCUAGGCUCGGCCGCCUCGGCCCCCAGGACUUCCACCUCUUCUUUUUUAAUUAAGGACAUCUUGGGGGACAGCAAACCUCUGGCGGCUUGUGCGCCCUACAGCACCAGCGUGUCUCCUCAUCACACGCCGAAGCAGGAGAGCAACGCCGCGCACGAGAGCUUCAGGCCAAAGCUGGAGCAGGAGGACCCCAAAACCAAGCUGGACAAGAGGGAAGACUCCCAGAGCGACAUCAAAUGCCACGGAAGUUCUUCACGGAAGGCGGCCCGGGAGGAGCCGGGCCCGAGGUCUGCAGCUCCGAAGCCUCUGCGCCCGGGCUGCUGCGAGGACUCGCGUGGAACCGGCCUCUGCGGCCCUUCCUGCUUCGGUCGCGGGCGCGCGCGUGGCCUCGGUGGCUGCGAGCCAGGAGAGAACAAGCACUCCGGAGGAGGCUGCUCUGCAGGUCGCGCCGCGCGGGGCCGGGGAUCUGCAGCGCUUCUCCCUCCCCGCGUGCUCACGACUCUUCGCGGCCCCGAGACCGUGGAUGGGAGUCCCAGAGAGGAAGACGGCGUCGUCGCGACCGCGAGGUUGAACUUGAUUUGCAAAAACCGGGCUGUGGUCCUCGGUGCUGCCCGUGGCAGGGGAUGGCCACGUGCCACACCCGCGGGCCGCGCGGGACGCACCAGGCGCUGGCGCCUCGGCGCCGGGUCUCUGUGCUUGCCUGGCCUCCCGGCUGUCUGGCAGUCUGUAAGCUCCUGUGUUGGUGACAGAGGUGACAGAUGA
This is a messenger RNA of Peromyscus californicus insignis, 1458 nucleotides long. It is a transcript of the gene Barhl2, whose product is annotated as BarH like homeobox 2. NCBI's taxonomy places the organism in Eukaryota, Metazoa, Chordata, Mammalia, Rodentia, Cricetidae. The record is from RefSeq and is a predicted model, not a curated record. Bases 319 to 1458 code for a protein of 379 amino acids. The transcript is spliced from 2 exons.